AUGGGCCAGUCAAGCACCGAAGGCACCACCAGCAGCAUCAACCACCCGACGGCAGCCGUCUACGGCGGCGCCAGCGCGCACCCCACGGCCGCAAACAACGUCGGCGGCGGCGCAGGUUGGGGCGACCGGAGCCCGCACAAAGGUGGACGUGACGGUCAUGGCCAGAUCAACGAGGGAUUGGGACAUAUAACUGCACACAACGCACGCUCGACAGCGGGCGAGUUCCUCGGCUUGCAAGACCAAAAGACCCGCGCGGAAAACAAGUUCCUGAGCCGGGCGGACUUGGCCGCUGCGAAUGUCAAGCCCAUGACUGAGAGCGGCGAGCCGACGUGUGCGUCCGAGGAUCAUACCUUCAUGGGCCAUUGGCCGGGUGGAUCGAAUACGUUGCCUGGGUGGGAUACGGUGAAGAAUGUGUUUGACGGGUGA
This is a messenger RNA of Penicillium alfredii, 426 nucleotides long. RefSeq names its product FAD dependent oxidoreductase. The coding region runs from base 1 to 426 and encodes 141 amino acids. The transcript is spliced from 2 exons. NCBI's taxonomy places the organism in Eukaryota, Fungi, Ascomycota, Eurotiomycetes, Eurotiales, Aspergillaceae. The record is from RefSeq and is a predicted model, not a curated record.